Rhodotorula toruloides NP11 is the source of this 807-nucleotide messenger RNA. RefSeq lists its product as uncharacterized. The transcript is spliced from 5 exons. The record is from RefSeq and is a predicted model, not a curated record. NCBI's taxonomy places the organism in Eukaryota, Fungi, Basidiomycota, Microbotryomycetes, Sporidiobolales, Sporidiobolaceae. The coding region runs from base 1 to 807 and encodes 268 amino acids.
AUGCUACACCCCGACAGCCACACUCAAACACCCGCAGCCACCCACUACCGCCUGCACACCAUGCUCGCCCCCUCCCUCCUCCCCACCCUCGCAAUCUCCGCACUCGCACUCGCUCACACCGCAGCAGCGUACCAAUACACCGUCGGAGUCGGCAAGAACGAAGUGACGGGCGACCCCGGAAUCGGUUUCGACCCCUCGCGCACCGUCAUCGCCGACUCGUCCGCCUCGAACACGAUCCAGUUCUCCUUCCUCGAGGGGAUCCACCGCGUCGUCCAAGUCUCGGCGCAGGACCCGUGCGCGUUCGCGGGCGGGUUCGACUCGGGAGUCUUGAGUGUCCCGAAUGGGACGCUCCAGGGUCAGGGACCGACUGCGACGUUCAAUGUGCAGAACAACUCGGAUGUCCUCUACUUCGCCGAUAUCGCGACCGACUACUCGCCCUGCUACCUCGGCGCCGUCUUCUGCCUAAACACCGACGAAUCGUCCUCCACCACCUCCUGCCACGCCGUCAAAGCGAAAGCGCAGGCAUUGGGAACGCAGUAUGGAGUUUCGACGACUCCGUCGCUUCCCUCGUCGGCCACGGCAUCGGCGGCGAGUUCGUCGACGAGUAUGAGCUCGACUAGCUCGGCGACGAGUUCGGCGUCGAGCGGCACGGUUAGCGGCGCAGGCGCUUCUCGUACGGCCUCUGCAUCUGCGGCCUCCGCUUCCGCUUCAAGCUCCUCGAAGCCUUCGAGCGGCGCGUCGAGUCUCAAGGCGGGAGUCGUAGGUGCGGUUGUGGCGGUCGCGGCGGUCGCGGCAGCGAUGGCUUAG